Molecule: messenger RNA, 3405 nt
Organism: Pipistrellus nathusii (Nathusius's pipistrelle)
Lineage: Eukaryota; Metazoa; Chordata; Mammalia; Chiroptera; Vespertilionidae
Source: the annotation of a GenBank genome assembly
AUGCUCGCCUACUGCGUGCAGGACGCCACCGUGGUGGACGUGGAGAAGCGGAGGAACCCCUCCAAGCACUAUGUAUACAUCAUCAACGUGACCUGGUCUGACUCCACCUCCCAGACCAUCUACCGGAGGUACAGCAAGUUCUUUGACCUGCAGAUGCAGCUUUUGGAUAAGUUUCCCAUCGAAGGUGGACAGAAGGACCCCAAGCAGAGGAUCAUACCCUUCCUCCCAGGCAAAAUCCUCUUCCGGAGAAGCCACAUCCGGGACGUCGCGGUCAGGAGGCUGAAGCCCAUCGAUGAGUACUGCCGGGCGCUUGUCCGGCUGCCUCCCCACAUUUCACAGUGCGAUGAAGUCUUUCAGUUCUUUGAGGCCCGACCCGAAGAUGUCAACCCUCCGAAAGAGGACUAUGGCAGCUCCAAGAGGAAGUCAGUGUGGCUCUCCAGCUGGGCUGAGUCUCCCAAAAAGGACGUCACAGGUGCCGACACCAGCGCCGAGCCCAUGAUCCUGGAACAGUACGUGGUGGUGUCCAACUAUAAGAAGCAGGAGAACUCAGAGCUGAGCCUCCAGGCCGGGGAGGUGGUGGAUGUCAUCGAGAAGAACGAGAGCGGCUGGUGGUUCGUGAGCACCUCUGAGGAGCAGGGCUGGGUCCCUGCCACCUACCUGGAGGCCCAGAAUGGUACUCGGGAUGACUCAGACAUCAACACCUCCAAGAGCGGGGAAGUGUCCAAGAGACGCAAGGCCCACCUGCGGCGCCUGGAUCGCCGGUGGACCCUGGGCGGGAUGGUCAACAGGCAGCACAGCCGAGAGGAGAAGUAUGUCACUGUGCAGCCUUACACCAGCCAGAGCAAGGACGAGAUUGGCUUUGAGAAGGGUGUCACUGUGGAAGUGAUCAGGAAGAACCUGGAGGGCUGGUGGUACAUCAGGUACCUGGGCAAAGAAGGCUGGGCACCAGCCUCCUACCUGAAGAAAGCCAAGGAUGACCUGCCGGCUCGGAAGAAGAACCUGGCAGGCCCCGUGGAGAUCAUCGGGAACAUCAUGGAGAUCAGCAACCUGCUGAACAAAAAGACAUCGGGGGACAAAGAGACUCCCCCAGCCGAAGGCGAGGGCCCAGAGGUCCCCAUUGCCAAGAAGGAGAUCAGCCUGCCCAUCCUCUGCAACGCCUCCAACGGCAGCGCCCUGGGGAUCCCCGAGAGGACCGUCUCCAAGCUGGCCCAGGGCUCCCCGGCCGUGGCCAGGAUCGCCCCUCAGCGGGCCCAGAUCAGCUCCCCCAACCUGAGGACAAGGCCUCCACCUCGCAGAGAAUCCAGCCUGGGGUUCCAGCUGCCCAAGCCACCAGAGCCCCCUUCUGUGGAGGUGGAGUACUACACCAUUGCCGAAUUCCAGUCCUGCAUUUCUGACGGGAUCAGCUUUCGGGGUGGACAGAAGGCAGAGGUCAUCGACAAAAACUCGGGCGGCUGGUGGUACGUGCAGAUCGGAGAGAAGGAGGGCUGGGCCCCCGCGUCCUACAUCGACAAGCGCAAGAAGCCCAACCUGAGCCGCCGCACGAGCACCCUGACCCGGCCCAAGGUACCCCCGCCGGCGCCCCCCAGCAAGCCCAAGGAGGCCGAGGAGGGCCCGGCGGGCACUGCCGAGAGCCAAGACUCCCCGCUGAAGCUCAAAUAUGAAGAGCCCGAGUAUGACAUCCCUGCCUUUGGCUUCGACUCGGAGCCGGAGCUGAGCGAGGAGCCCCCGGAGGACAGGGGCUCGGGGGACAAGCGCCUGGCCCAGCCCUGCAGGCCCUCGCCGGCCUCCUCCCUGCAGCGGGCCCGCUUCAAGGUGGGCGGCUCCUCCGAAGACGUGGCCCUGGAAGAGGAGACCAUCUACGAGAACGAGGGCUUCCGGCCCUGUGCCGAGGACACCCUGUCCGCCCGGCGGUCCUCCCGGGACAGCGACUCCCCAGGAGGCUCCCCCCUGUCCCUUGCCAGGAAGAACUCCCCCAAAUCGGACUCCCCCAAAUCAUCCUCGCUCCUCAAGCUCAAGGCGGAGAAAAACGCCCCGGCGGAACUGGGGAAGAACCACUCCUCGGCCUCCUUUUCCUCAUCCAUCACCAUCAACACCACCUGCUCCUCCUCCUCCUCCUCCUCCUCCUCUUCCUCCUUGUCCAAGCCCAGCGGCGACCUGAAGCCCCGCUCUGCCUCGGACGCAGGCAUCCGCGGCACCCCCAAGGUCGGAGCCAAGAAGGACGCGGACCUGAAGGCCGGGCUGGCCUCCUGUGCUCGGGCCAAGCCGUCCGUGCGGCCCAAGCCGUUCCUGAACAGGGCGGAGUCCCAGAGUCAGGAGAAGAUGGACAUCAGCACUUUACGGCGCCAGCUGAGGCCCACGGGCCAGCUCCGGGGGGGCCUCAAGGGCUCCAAGAGCGAGGACUCGGAGCUGCCCCCCCAGACAGCCUCCGAGGGCCCCAACGAGGGGUCCAGGAGAGGCUCGGCCGACCUCAUCACCCUCCCAGCCGCCACGCCCCCGUGUCCCGCCAAGAAGGGGCGGGAAGGGCAGGCCGCCUCCUACGUGACGUGUAGCGCCUACCAGAAGGUCCAGGACUCGGAGAUCAGUUUCCCCGCGGGCGUGGAGGUGCAGGUGCUGGAGAAGCUGGAAAGCGGCUGGUGGUACGUGAGGUUUGGGGAGUCGGAGGGCUGGGCCCCUUCCCACUACCUGGUGCUGGGGGAGAACGAGCCGCCUGACCCCUCGGGCAAGGAGCCGGAUGCAGUCACCGCCAAGGGCAAGCAGAAGGAGGGCAAGUCGGACAGCCUGGAGAAGAUCGAGAAGCGGGUGCAGGCUCUGAACACCGUCAACCAGAGCAAGAGGGCCACGCCGCCCAUCCCUUCCAAGCCGCCCGGGGGCUUCGGCAAGGCUUCGGGAGCCGGCGCGGUGAAGAUGAGGAAUGGGGUCCGGCAGGUGGCCGUGAGGCCCCAGUCGGUGUUCGUGUCCCCGCCGCCCAAGGACAACAACCUGUCCUGCGCCCUCCGGAGGAACGAGUCGCUCACGGCCAGCGACGGCCUCCGGGGCGUCCGCCGGAACUCCUCCUUCAGCACCGCCCGCGCGGCGGCCGCGGAGGCCAAGGGCCGCCUGGCCGAGCGGGCCGCCAGCCAGGGCUCGGACAGCCCCCUGCUGCCCGCCCAGCGCAACGGCAUCCCCGUGUCCCCCGUGCGCCCCAAGCCCAUCGAGAAGUCCCAGUUCAUCCACAACAACCUCAAGGACGUGUACGUGUCCAUCGCAGACUACGAGGGGGACGAGGAGACCGCGGGCUUCCAGGAGGGGGUGUCCAUGGAGGUCCUGGAGAGGAACCCCAACGGCUGGUGGUACUGCCAGAUCCUAGACGGGGUGAAGCCCUUCAAAGGCUGGGUGCCCUCCAACUACCUGGAGAAAAAGAACUAA